This is a messenger RNA of Trichomonas vaginalis G3, 2391 nucleotides long. RefSeq names its product protein kinase protein. Gene Ontology annotation, biological process: protein phosphorylation. The transcript has a single exon. Gene Ontology annotation, molecular function: ATP binding; protein kinase activity. Bases 1 to 2391 code for a protein of 796 amino acids. The record is from RefSeq and is a predicted model, not a curated record. Lineage: Eukaryota; Parabasalia; Trichomonadida; Trichomonadidae.
AUGACUGAUACACUGGAGAAUCUUUGUCGUGAUUUGCCGAAUUUUCUUGUUCAGAGGUCAGAUUUUCAGUACGAAAAGAAAAUUGGCGGUGGAAGCUUCGGUGACGUUUAUCUUGCAAAAUAUAUUCCCACAGGACAGAUGACAGCUGUAAAAGAACUGAAGCAUGAAACACUAGAAGAACCAUUUCUACAGUAUUUUCUUAGAGAGAUCAGAAUUCUUGCUAAAUGCGACAAUUAUUUUCUUCUUCACUUCACAGGUUAUACAGCGACACAUCCGUUCCUCAUCGUUACAGAGUACAUUCAGAACGGAUCACUAUUUGACUCAUUACAUGAUCAAACAAAGAGUUUAGACGGUACACAAAAAACAAUUAUCGCGUUAGGCAUUGCAUGUGGUAUGGCUCGCCUCCAUUCAUUCAACAUUAUGCAUAGAGAUCUCAAAUCCCUUAACAUUCUUCUCGACGAAAGCUACUUUCCUCGAAUUUGCGAUUUCGGCGCUUCCAGAAUCAAGAGCGCAGAAAGCGAAUUAGUUACUCAAAAUAUCGGUACAGUUCACUGGAUGGCUCCUGAAAUGUUCGAUAGUACAAAUUACACAUUAGCCGUUGAUGUUUACGCUUAUGCAAUUUUAUUAUGGGAACUACUUGCAGAAGAGAUACCUUAUAACGGUUACUCAGUACCACAAAUCAUGAGAACAGUCUGUAUGAACGACCAAAGGCUUACAAUUCCUCAGGGAACGCCUCCAAAUCUUGCAAAGCUCAUACAACUCUGCUGGAACAGGGAUCCUGAGAAACGUCCUCCAUUCGACAGGAUAUUUAAGAUAUUUAAAUCCCAUAAAGUCAGUUUUCCUGGCUGUGUUGAUUCAAAAGUUGACGAAGCGCUUGCAUCUAUUGAAGCGAAAGCCGCACAAUUACAAAGCCAUGGUAUUGUUAUAUCAGGAAUUCCAACAAAUAUCUCAGGAGUACCGAAUUCUCAAAAUCAACCUUCAUUUGACACGGAAUCUUUGUAUCGCAUAGUUACUUCUGGUGAUUCCAACCAAAUUGAGCAACAUAUCAAACAAUUAACUCCUGAAACUUGCUCUUUUUAUUUCGAUUGCGUAUUUAAAUGCAUUUCUCAACAAAAUCCAACAAAUAUCACUGUUCCUGCACUUAUUGGAAUAUUAAAGCUUAUUGUAAUGAACCAAGAUUGUCUUACUGAGUUCGUCAAGCGAAAUUUGCAAAAUUCUCUUCCAUUUGACAAAGACGAACACGUAAAACUCAGUUUGAGCAUCCUAUUACCAAUCUUCGAAAUAUCCCCGAAGGUUGUUACCACAGAACUUGUCCAGAAACUCGAACCUUUCAUUCCGAAAUUCGGAUUCAAAAUUUGUCGAUUAAUUUCCGUUUUCUGUUCGAACUUUACAGAGGUUGGAGACCCAUGGAAGGUAUCCGAUAUCCUUAUUCUCAAAGCCGGUGAAUUUAUUCAGGCAGGAGCCUCAAUUCCAUUAAUGGAGACACUUUUCGGACUCCUCUCUAGGUACGAUUUCUUCAGAGAGGCCAGACUACAAAACUGUAUCCCGAUUUAUUUAAACAGAAUGAUGUCAAAUAUUCCGGAUGAGAUAAUUACAUCGUACAACUGUUUAAACGGUCUACAAGUACCACAAUUAGAUGUAGAUCCAUUAAUAAUGGCAACGCACCUUGAUAAUGCAAAUAUUUCCAAAUUUGCCAUACAAUUUUUGGCCAAAAACCCAAUAAAACGUGUAAAUCCCAUGCUUAUUGAAGCAAUUUCACUUUCCCAGUUCCCGAUUCAAGCAAUCCAAGCUCUUUGUCGCUGUGCAAUGAUAUCUCCAAAAGAUGUCCUAGACAAAUCGAGUUUAUGGCUCGCCAACCCUAAGUUUGCCCCUGAUUUACAGCUAACUUGCUUAAUGACCAUAACUUUAAAGGAAGAUUUAAGAAAAAUUGUGGCAACAAACCCGAAUAUGGUCAGUUUCUUGAAUUCCUGCCUCAGUGGUAAUCCAAGCAAUGACGUUCUUUCAUCCCUUUCUACUCUAAUGAGAGUUAUUCCGUUUGAUUCUCAAACAGUCAUGAAAUUGGGCGAAACAGGCUUCUUAAAGAACUACAUUAAGCUUGUUACAGCUGCAAAUAACAUGGUUGUUUACUCAAACUGCUUCUUAAUGAUUGAUUAUUUGUGUCGAAUUUCUUUUCUUAUCGAUUCAUUGGAUUUCGCACCUACAGCUUUGCAGCUGAUGAAAGUUCCUGAGCUACAGAAGUACGCAAUUUACUAUUUGCUGCUUUUGUCAAGUUUCGAAGUUGCUGCUGCUUCUUUGAAGAAACUGAAUACAAUGUCAGUAGUAGAUUCUAUACAGUUGACACCAGACGUCAAAAAACUUGCAGAAGAUUUGAGACAUAAUUUAUUUUUUUAA